AUGAAUUCAAUCAAUCGUUAUCAGCUCAUUUUUUAUAGCGUCAAAAGAUUAAGCCAUAUAAUAAUGUUUAUUAGAUUAAACAGAGUAUUAUCAUCUUUUAUCCCAGCAAGAUCCUUUAUCUCAGGAACGCAGAUGAAAUCCACAGAAAGAGCAAGAGAAGCUCGCUUGAUGAGAAAACUGGAAGGAAAAUCUUUUGUGUACCCAAACGAGGAAACAGUAGGAUUUCGAGGAAGACAGCCAUGGUCUCCUGUAGAUAAAAGACCACUCCCUUCAGGAUAUAGAGGACAUCUGGAAGCUGUGUUGGACGAAGCCAAUGACAUCGUUAAAGACGCAUACAGUAUGCACAAUGCGUCACUCAAUGAAAUCAGGUCUGCAAGAAUCCGUGAAAUUAUUGCAAAAUGGGGGAAUCAUAAGAAAGACAAUGGAGACGCUGCAUGCCUAGUCUGCAUUUUGACAGAGCAUAUUAUAUCCUUAAGCCAGCACAUGAGAGCAAAUCAUAACGAUACCUCAGCAUUUCUUAAAUUAAGAUAUAGGCUUGACCAAAGAAGAAGAGCAAUGAUGUACUUGAGCAGAACGAACCAUCAUAAGUAUCUCGAAGUUAUUCAAGAAUUGGGACUCAGGGAUAUCAAGUAUCCACAUCACAAAGAGCAUAAGAACAUCAUCACCUAUAGGUAA
Molecule: messenger RNA, 675 nt
Organism: Blepharisma stoltei
Lineage: Eukaryota; Ciliophora; Heterotrichea; Heterotrichida; Blepharismidae
Source: the annotation of a GenBank genome assembly